UAAACUACUGAACACACCUUUAAACUGUUCUUUUGUGGUUGAAUUUGUGAUGCAAGAGUGUUGCCAUUGGGGUUAUUUUCACCCCAUCAUCGCGUAUUUAUGCAGUCUUGGAAGGGACUAGUGAACAUUCAUGAUUGCUCAGACACACACCAUUGUUUUCUAUACAAACCUCAGACAGUUCAGUUCAAGGGCUUAAUUAGCAGUAAUUCAGAACCCAGAGGGAGCAAACUCAAGAGAAGUGCUGAGAAAGGGUCUUAACAAAUGAUGUUGCUUCAAGAAAUAAUGAUCAGGAAAUACCAAAUGGGAUUAUUACAUUCGAAUGGAGGGGUUUGGACCCCAGAAAAACCAUCAGAAGUCCAGCCCUUUUGGGUGUGGAUGAGCUUGCCGUGUGGAAUUCAAGUAAAGGCAACCGAUCUCCUCAGGUCAAUUGGAUGCCUAUUGGACAAGUGGAAACAAGCACCAACUUUCACUGCUUGUUGUACUUAAAGAAGUGCUCGCACAAAGAGCAUUGUUCUAAAACAACACAGCCUUUCCAGCUCUCUCACUGUGAGCCUUGAUCUGUCGGUGAGGGGAACAGCUUCUGACCAGACGCAGGUAUCUGCCAUGGCUGGGACCUCUCUCGCAGGCGUUGGACUGCAACUGCUUGUGAUGCUGCUGGUUUUCCAAAAACAACUGGAAGCAAACGAAAACGUGCAACUAAAGAGGCAAAAAAGAGCAUGGAUUAUUCCACCAUUAAGAAUACCAGAGAACGAGGACUACACAAAGAGGGAAUAUAUCGGCAAAAUUCGCUCCGACUUUGAGAGUAAACAGACAAUUUUCUAUGAGAUAAAGGGAAAAGGAGCUGAUGAAGAGCCUAUGAACAUAUUUGUUGUAGACAGAGUUCGUGGCACAAUUAGGGUCAAUGACAUCCUGGAUAGGGAAGAAAUUGCUGUUUACAAUCUCACGGGAAUUGCAUUUGACCAGUCAUACAAAGCAGUGGAGGAAAACAUUAAUCUCACGAUUGUUGUGGUAGACAAAAAUGAUUGUCCUCCAGUGUUUAAAAUCAACCAGGUUGGAGAAAUCAAAGAACUAAGUGCAAAAGGCACCCCUGUCAUGCAAGUAAUUGCUACAGAUGAUGACGACCCCGCUACAGACCAUGCUAAAAUUAAAUACAGCAUCGUGAGCCAGUCCCCACCAGAGCCACAGAUGUUUUAUAUAGACGAAGACACAGGCAUGGUUUACGUUCAAAAAGCUACCCUUGACAGGGAAAUGAUCGACUCCUAUACUUUGGUGGUACAAGGCAGGGAUAUGGACGGAGCAAUCACAGGCAACACUGGAGAGGGGGACAUUCAAAUUAAAAUCUUAGAUGUCAAUGAUAAUGUUCCUACGCUGGAGAAAGAAGAAUUUUCUGCCAUUGUGGAAGAAAACACAGCUAAUAUUGAAGUCAUGAGACUGAAGGCCUUGGAUAAAGAUCUAGAAUUUACAGACAACUGGGAGACAGAGUUUGAAAUUGUGUCAGGAAAUGAAGCAGGCUACUUCACUAUUGUGAAGGGCUCCCAGGCUAAUGAAGCAAUCGUAAUGCUGAACAAGGCACUUGAUUAUGAAGAAAUGCAAAAUGUUGACAUUGCUGUGGCUUUAAGGAACAAGGCGGCUUAUUACAGUGAAGCUGGAAUGGUAUUUGGUUCAGGGUUAGGGAAAUCCUAUCCUAUCAAAAUUCAAGUUAAAAACCAGCCUGAGGGGCCCAGGUUUAGUCCUAAGGUAAAGGCUAUUUCCAUCUCUGAGGACAAGAAAAAGCUCAACAUCAGCAGGGUGAUUGCAAAAUAUCCAGCCAUCAAUGGGGACACUGGGAAGCCAGCUGAGAGAGUCAGAUAUGCAAAGGCAUUUGAUCCUGACAACUGGCUGUCAAUUGAUGAAAAGACGGCAGAGAUCAAACUGAACAAGCUGCCAGACCGGGAAUCCAAACAAUUGAUUAAUGGCACAUACUACGCAAAAAUAUUGGUCAUGACUGAAGAUUUCCCUGCAAAAACCACCACCGGUACGAUUGCUAUCCAGGUGGAGGACCACAAUGACCACUGUCCAGUUCUGACCAGUACCUCCCAGGUUCUGUGUAACAAGAGCAGAGCUGCGUUUAUCACAGCUGAGGAUGGAGAUAUCGAUCCCAAUGGGCCUCCCUUUGAUUUCAAAAUCAUUCCUGAAGGUACCAAGGGCACAUGGAGAGUUGAAAAACUGAAUGGCACCACUGCAAUCCUGCGAGCCCAGGACAACGUGUGGCCUGGCUCAUAUGAAGUCACUGUGGAGGUGAAAGACCAACAAGGACUAUCCUGUCCUGAUAAGCAGGUUGUCAAGAUAGAUGUCUGCACCUGUGGAGGUGAUGAAAAAAACUGUGGACGCACUGAGAAAAGUGGUGCUACAUUUGGAUCUGCAGGCAUUGGUCUGCUCAUCCUUGGAUUAUUGAUGCUGUUACUGGUGCCUCUCCUACUGCUGUUCUGCUCGUGUGGAGGGCUUGGAGGCAGAGGGGGGUAUUUUCUUGACAUGCCUUUUGCUACCAAAGAGCAUUUGAUUUCAUAUCACACAGAAGGACAAGGCGAAGACAAGGCGGUCCCGCCUCUGGAAGCUUACUUAGGAGGGUUCGUGCCUGGCAUGGGGACGCUUGCUGCAGGUUCGAGAGGGUCGCAGACGGUGACUGGAGAAGGCGGCCUCGUCAAUGGACAGAGGACAAUUAAAAAGACGUCCGGGUUCGGCGUCAGUGCAGAGUCUGAUGGCCGAGCUCUGGGAGACAUGAGUUACCGGCAGAACUCGAGUAUUCGCAACUCCAAGUCUGAAGUCCGGGAAAGUUACUAUGAUGGAAUUGCACUCCCUGAUGCUUAUUUGAAAGAGUACUACAUGCAGAAGUCAAUGUAUGUUACAGAGGAAGACCAGAUUCAGAAAGAUGGCUUACUGAUUUAUGACUUUGAAGGACGAGAAUCCCCUGUGGGUUCAGUGGGAUGCUGCAGUUUCAUUGAAGGAGAUGAUGAUUUGGAGUUCCUGAAUGACCUGGGACCCAAGUUUAAGACCCUUGCUGAGAUCUGCACAAGUAAAGAAAUGAAAUCGGAACUUGUGGUCCCUCCUGCCAUGCCUACUGUCCAGGAUGUGGCUGUAACUCGCACAGAGAUCAAGAGAGAAAACACUGUGACAACUGAUGCUGUGAGACCUCAGCCCAGCCCAGUUCCUCAGCCCCAGAUCCAGAAAAACAUUGUCACCGAGCAGUAUUCUUCCACCACUCUCCCAGCCAUGCACCUCAGAGAAAAUGUCGUUGUUCCCAGUCCUGCAUAUGUCAUCCAACAGCCUGUCUAUUACACUACCACCCCAGCGGUUCAACCCACUCGGUACAUUGUGGAGCCGCAGGUCCACAACACCGUGCUUUUCUCAGAAAGGCCAGCUGCUCCUAAUGUGCAGGGUGUGCUGCUGCUGAAUGAAGGCUCAGGCUCUGAGAAGGUCCUGGUUCAGGAGAACAGAGUUGUGUCUGGCUCUGCUGUGCAGGGUGGAGCACUGGGUGUCCUCCAUGGCACCUUGAACAGGAGUGAAAUCCCAGGCUCUCAGAAUGUGGUGUUAGUGGAGAGGAAGGCUGGAUCAGGGCAGUUUGUGCAGGAGGGGGUUGCUGGGCUUAAUCAAGGGGCUGUGCACAGGGUUGGACUGCCAGGGUCACAGAAUGUGGUGUUUGUGGAGAGGAAGGCAGGAUCAGGCCAACUCUUGCAGGAAGGGAUUGCUGGGCUUUAUCAAGGAACUGUAUGUAGUGUAGACCUAUCUGGAAAACAGAAUAUGAUGUUUAGAGAAAAAAAGAGUAUCAUCUAGCUCAGUUUCAAGUAGGGUGGAAUGAUAGGGGGUCUGUUUUCAUGAGUGAUGUGGAUGAUUUCUCACCUGAUUUGGCUAAAACUGUGAUGUCCUUUGAAUGUAAGUGACAGAUAAUUUAUUUGUUUGAAUUAUUCAAUUCACCUGAUGCUUUGACCUUAGGUGAUGCAUAGAAAUUAAAAAGACUAUUGGAGCCAAAUUAUAUAGUGGGGUGUGCCAGAACACUAUGGGUAAAAGGGAAACUGCAGUCCCAAUUUCUCAGACCAGUUAUUAAACCUUGGUAACAAAAUUAAUUAAUUGGUGGGGAAAAAAAAUUUAACGAAUUUUUUAAGCACAAAAUCGUGAACUUUGUCAUGUCGCCAUGUUGUUGCAAACUCACAUUCAAGUUCCCACUAAUUGCCAUAUGAUGCAGCCCUUCCUGCUCACUAGUCACUGUAAUGACUAGUGUAAUGUGAUAUAUGAGCAAAUAAGUACAGGUUGUGCAACAGACAUUUCACUCCAGGAAUGUCACAACAUGACCUGCAUGCACAGUUAACAAGUAAUUAGUACUUGUCUGCAAAACUCGGUCUCAAAAAUCUCAAAGGCGAGAGCAAUAGUUCUAUUGGAUUGAAAGAGAUGUAUUCACAAGCCCGCUUCUUUACAAUGUCACAGGGCCUCAUCACGUCACUGGAAGUUUAGUUGCCUUCUUCUGUAUCACAUACCUGGAAAUGUAGUCUGUUUUGUGAUGUAAAGUGGAGGUUUUACAAGUUACUGUGUACGUUUUACUUUUAUUGUGGUUUGAAAUGCACUCAUCAAUCUGAUUCUUUCUAACCCAAAAAUGUAAAAAUAGCCUUGCAAUUCCCUUUGAAGUGCAUUGCUCUGGGGCCGAGAAUCUCAGUUGUGAUCCAGAGAGACCAGUGUGUCGGGUUAUUUUCAUUCUAACUGGACCUUUAUUCAUGAGUGUAAACUGCAUGUACUGUAAUCAAUCCGCUUCCUUGCUUAAUUUAUUUCCCAGUCUAUGCUUUCGAAAAUAUCCUCAUCACAUUAUAACACCAUCAACAUACAGAAAUUCAUGGAGUCUCUCCACAACUUGCAAAUAAUGAGUUUUCUCCCUUAUUUUAGACCAAAACAUCUUGUUAAAGGCAUCCAUACAGGCGAACACUGCAGGAAGUGAGUUUGUUUAUCCAUUCUGUUUCAGUCAUGUUGUCUCCAUUGUAACACACCAUGAAAAUAGUUAAACCAGUGGAUUACAGUGCCGUGAAAAAGUAUUUGUUUUUCCUGAUUUCCUCUGUUAUUCCAUAUUUGUUUUCAGAUCUUUAGACUAAAUCUAAUAUUAGAUAAAGGGAACCUGAGUGAACAAAACACUUUUUUCUCAUUAUUUCAUUUGUUUAAUAAACAGUUAUCCAACACCCAUAUCCCCUGUGUGAAACAGUUAUUGCCCCCUUACACUUAAUAACUGGUUUCACCACCUUUAGCUGCAGUGACUGCAACCACACACUUCCUAUAAUUCAAUAUCAGUCUUUCACAUCGCUGUGGAGGAAUUUUAGCCCACUCUUCCUCACAGAAGUGCUUUUAUUAGACUCACUGGUAGGUUUGGACUACUUAUUUCAGGUCCUGCCACAGCAUCUCUUGGGUUUAGGUCUGGGCUUUGACUAGGUCUUUUCAGCCAUUCUGAUGUGGACUUACUUUUGUGUUUUGGAUAAUUGUCUUGCUACAUGACCCAACUACGCUUCAGCUUCAGCUCACGGACAGAUGACCACACGUCUCCUUAAGAAUUUUCUGAUACAGAGCAGAACUCAUGGUUCCUUCAAUUAUGACAAGUCGUCCAGGUCCUGAGGCAGCAAUGCAUCCCCACAUCAUCACACUCUCACCACCAUGUGUGACUGGUGGUAUGAUGUUCAUACUGUGGAAUGCUGUGUUUGCUUUACACCAGACUUAAUGGGACCAAUGUUGUUCAAAAAUUCCAGAAAAAUAGUAGAACAUUCUCCCCCAAGGCUUGGGGAUCAUCCAGGGGCUUCUUGGCAAAUGAGAGACGAGCAUUUCUGUUCUUCUUGGUUAGCAGUGGUUUCUGCCUUGCUACUCUCCCAUGAAGCCCAUUUUUGCCCAGUCUCUUUCUGAUUGUGGAGUCAUAAACACGGACCUUAGCCAGGGCAAGAGAAGCCUGCAGUUCUUUGGAUGUUUUUCUAGGAUCCUUUGUGAUUUCCUGGAUGAUUUUACACUGCACUCUUGGAGAAGUUUUGGCAGGACGGCCACUCCUGGGAAGAUUCACUACUGUUCCAAGUGUUCUCUCAGGUUCCCUUUAUCUAAUAUUAGAUUUUGGUUGAAUACUUGAAAACAUUCAGUGUCAAAAAUCUGCAAUCAUAGAGGAAAUCAGGACAAAUACUUUUUCACAACACUGUAGUUAUCUUAAAACGACCCCUGCCUUAAUAAUCUGACAUCUCAAAAGCAUUUAACCCUUACUGUAAUAAUCUGUAUUAGACAUUGGCUGUUAAAUAGUAGAUUUGUGUUAUGUACAAUAUAACAAAUUCCAAUAAGAAAAUGUAAAAGAAUGUAAUCAAAUGUUAUCUCUUUUGUGAAGGGAUUAUUUUUAAACGUUUUGCACUUUAAUGGUUUUUUUUACCUCUUUGCAAUAUUUUUUUAUCUCUCUGCAAUUCUAUUUUUUAGAUGCACUUUUAGGUUAGCGUACUCUUUUUCUGUGUUUUGAUUUUGGGAUCUGUUGUAAAAGAUCUAUAGAGUACACUCUUCCUUUCAUUUUUUUUCUUAUUUUCUUUUGAUUCUGGUACUGUGUGUUCUCAGAGCUGAAACAAAGCACCUUUGAGCAACAGUUAGUCAGGGUCAUACACUACAGCAUGUAUACACCAAGCUGUAUGAUGUUGUUAGAAAUGUAUAUGUUUAAUCUUUUAUAAUGCAUGUUAGUAUACAGUAAAUGGUAUUAUAAGGGUUGCAAAGGACACAUAAAAUACUGAUUGUUUUAAAAGCAAUACUCAUUGUGCAUGGAUGGUAGUAAUGUUACCCUUUCAGUUGGGAUACACAAAACCAUUUACAGUUGACUCAUAAAUAGAUAUAACUAUUCAGUAUAUUGUAUAUGGGUAUGUUAAGGGGGUAGUGAUGUUAAUACCACAUAUUAGCCAGUUCCAAAACCAGCUUGAAUAUAAAUGUAUUCUGAAAAUUAAAUAAGAAAACACCCACCUCAGAGGUUCUUCAACAACAACACAUGACUUCUUUACUUUUUUGGGAACAGUGUAGUGGUAGAGAAAUAAGCAAGUUUUAAAACUACAAUACUUUGUGUACUGCAUGACUUUGUUGAGCAAGCUUGGUUUGGUGGAAGAGUGAUAGUGUGGAUUUGAGUUAAUAUUGAGCUCUGCUCUGAACCUAUUGCACAGGGUAGUCUCAUUGCCUAUAAACAGCCCACAGUUUGCUUGGUCGGACCCUCAGUAUCUGGGGGAUACAGACAGCUCAUUUGCCAGCAUGACAAUGGUAAAAGUACACAGGGAGUCCUUCAUGCACAUACUGUAGUAGCAAGUGCUGAACUGUCCUGAAUGACUGCCUGAUAUGAACCCAAUCAAGCACUUGAGGAAUAAGUUGGCCAUUGAAUUCCACAACACCAUUCUUAACUCGUUCUCAAGCUGUUACAAACUUGUUGUAGGCCUUUAAGCUUCAUUGGAUUGGUCUCCCAUGAACACGUCUGAGAUAUAAACAUGUAGGCUUCAGGCUUGUGUCAAGUGUAUGUUGGUCAGAACAAUUAUCAGACAUCAGUGACCCCUGUAUGCUCCGCAUGCCGUCUGUGAUGUAACAGCCAAUGCAGACAAGUGAAAUGUGCACUGUUCUUUAGUUUAUCGUAUAACCAUGUUGAAAAACAAAUUGAACCAGGAAGUCAUAAAAUUAUUUCACUCUUUGAAUUUCCUCUCAGGAGAAUAUACAAAUAAACUUAGAAAAGGA
This is a messenger RNA of Lepisosteus oculatus (spotted gar), 7725 nucleotides long. The record is from RefSeq and is a predicted model, not a curated record. NCBI's taxonomy places the organism in Eukaryota, Metazoa, Chordata, Actinopteri, Semionotiformes, Lepisosteidae.